AUGAAUCCACACUGCCUAUUCGUUUUUGGGUUUCUCACACCGGACCCUAGAAGACGCAGCUAUAUCACCACACAAUCUGUGAAACUGCAAUUCAAUGAUGAAUGUGAUAAGAACAGUUCCAUAAAGAUUAGAGAUGCAUGGGAAGAUGCUACAAAGUUGGCAAAGAACGUUGAAACUAUCAAUUGGGAUGAUGUUGCUGCUCAUGAUUUUUUUGGUCCCUCAAUCUUGAUCAAAAACCAACAAACUAGAAUUCAAAAGGUCUUCGAUAGUGUAGCCACUUUUGGCCAAGCAAUGAAUGCACCGGGAUUUUCGAAUGUGACAGUUAAUAUAGCUUGUUCUCCCAAGUAUAAAGAACUGGAUAAUAAGUGCAAGAAUAACACCGGUAUCAGGGCACACACCUGGAAUACCGCCAAUUCCGACGGCACGGGAGGGAAGGUGACAAAGCAUAAUUCAACUAUCAACAUGGUGAUAUGCAAUUAUUUUUUUGGUUUUGAGACGCUCGCUGGGAGUCUAGAUGCUUCAGCAAACUUGGAAUAUCCCGAGAAGUACAAUCUCGACUCCUACAGAAACCGGGGAUACAUAAUUCUCCACGAGCUUAUGCACGGCGAUAGAGCAACUUUUGAAGCAAAUGCAGGCUUUCACAUUAGCGACUUGGAAUUCCAUGUCCAUUACUACGAGCAUACGGAGAAGAAGUUAUUUGAGAGAACUUUCAACCUAACAAAUGCAUAUGGUGCCUUGAACACCAGAAUUCUUGCCCAUGCUUCGACAGAAUAUAUUGGCAGUUACACUGCAGAUAAUGCGGACAGCUUCGCCCAGUAUGCACUGGCAAAAUAUGUGCAGAAGAAAAUUAACGCUUAUCCGUGGCUUCCAUUUGCAGAAGCCAAGGUAGUAGGCGAUAUAAAUCGAAAAAUGGGUUCGAUGAUAGUCACCGAAGAUACUGGAAUGAGGCUCAUUGGGGACAACAUUAAACCCAGCUGCACGGAAGGCUGCCCAGAUAAGGAGGAUCUAAACUUUAGGACUGAAUACGCUGGCAUUCCCGAAAUUCCUCCCGCAAAGAAAGAUGAAGCAGAUGGGGAAGAAAAGUCGCUGGUUGGCUAA
Messenger RNA from Glarea lozoyensis ATCC 20868, 1098 nucleotides. RefSeq lists its product as uncharacterized. The record is from RefSeq and is a predicted model, not a curated record. Bases 1 to 1098 code for a protein of 365 amino acids. NCBI's taxonomy places the organism in Eukaryota, Fungi, Ascomycota, Leotiomycetes, Helotiales, Helotiaceae. The transcript has 6 exons. Gene Ontology annotation, molecular function: metallopeptidase activity.